Messenger RNA from Talpa occidentalis (Iberian mole), 3120 nucleotides. RefSeq names its product TOR signaling pathway regulator (gene TIPRL). Bases 243 to 1067 code for a protein of 274 amino acids. Gene Ontology annotation, biological process: TOR signaling. The transcript is spliced from 7 exons. The record is from RefSeq and is a predicted model, not a curated record. Gene Ontology annotation, cellular component: cytosol. Lineage: Eukaryota; Metazoa; Chordata; Mammalia; Eulipotyphla; Talpidae.
UAGGUCACGCAACAUUAGCAACUGGUCUCGGAAGUAAAACGCAAAGGGGCGGAGAAGAAGGCGGAAGGGAGGGUCCUCGUCGGGGGUUGGCCGGUAGGGGGCGGGGCGGGGCCGGGGAUGGUAACGGCUCGGAAGCCGAGGGGGCUGGGCAGGAGGGAGGCGGAGGAACCGGUGCCCGCCGCCGCCGCCGCCGCUCCCACUCCCGCCCGUUCCCUGUGGUUCCCACGGGCCCCGCCGCGGCCAUGAUGAUCCACGGCUUCCAGAGCAGCCACCAGGACUUCUCCUUCGGGCCCUGGAAGCUGACGGCGGCCAAGACUCACAUCAUGAAGUCAGCGGAUGUGGAGAAGUUAGCUGAUGAAUUGCACAUGCCAUCUCUUCCUGAAAUGAUGUUUGGAGACAACGUUUUAAGAAUACAGCAUGGCUCUGGCUUUGGGAUUGAGUUCAACGCUAGAGAUGCAUUAAGAUGUGUAAACAACUACCAAGGAAUGCUUAAAGUCGCCUGUGCGGAAGAGUGGCAGGAAAGCAGGACGGAGGGUGAACACUCCAAAGAGGUUAUUAAGCCAUACGAUUGGACGUAUACAACAGAUUAUAAGGGAACAUUACUUGGAGAGUCACUUAAGUUAAAGGUUGUACCUACGACAGAUCAUAUAGAUACAGAGAAAUUGAAAACCAGAGAACAGAUUAAGUUUUUUGAAGAAGUUCUCCUGUUUGAAGAUGAACUUCAUGAUCAUGGAGUUUCAAGCCUGAGUGUGAAAAUUAGAGUAAUGCCAUCUAGCUUUUUCCUGCUAUUGCGGUUUUUCUUGAGAAUUGAUGGGGUACUUAUCAGAAUGAAUGACACAAGACUCUACCAUGAGGCCGACAAGACCUACAUGUUACGAGAAUAUACAUCACGAGAGAGCAAAAUUGCUAACUUGAUGCACGUUUCACCUUCCCUUUUCACCGAACCUAAUGAAAUAUCACAGCAUUUGCCGAUAAAGGAAGCAGUUUAUGAGAAGUUAUUAUUUCCCGAAAGAAUUGAUACAAAUCCUGCAGACUCACAAGAAAAUACACCUGUGAAUAGAAUGUGAUACAACAUGUACUCAUCGUGGAGUCUGACUGGAGACCAUGGUUGUUUCAAGGGAGUAUUUUUAUUAUGAGAAUUAAUUGCCUUGGUCAAUGUGCAGAUUUUCUGGCACCUUAAAGGAAAAAUAAAUAAAAGAUUGUUGCAGGCAGGUUCCAUUCGACUGCUGUUUGUAUUGUUUAUCUUCAAAUUUAUAGUCCAGAUUUAUAUUUCCUGGAGUUAAAUGAGGAUUUCUAAAUUGCCACAAAGUAGGACCUCACCAGUAGUGAUGUGCUGUCUCCUGUGUGUGGGCCUAAUCGGCCUCUAUCAUGAGACCCUACCUGUGGGGGAGAUUAACUUGAAAUCACUGAUUGGCAGAACCUGGGACUUUCCCAGAGCCCUGCUCAUGCCUGCUGCUACUCCGCCCUUUCACCUGGAGCUCCUGGAGGUUUAUUCGCACUUCUGGAGAAUCAUCACUGGCCUCCCAGGAAUUGAUCUUAUACUUUAAUGAUCUUCCCCCUACAAAUAACAUAAAAGCAUUUUGCCCCUUAAGUUUUAACUGGUUUUUGUGGUUCAAGGAAAAUUUCAGACAUAGAACCAUAAAACUUAGUUUUUGUGAGAACUUAAGCUGUUGUGUCCAUGGAAACACAUGAACAUGGUUUGCCCCGACAGGUAGGGCAUCGAGAUGUCUUUCCUCCAUCGUUAGGUGCUUUUUCUUAUGUGUGGUUCUACUUCUACGGACAUUUUUUACUUCAUCUUCUGUGCAUGCUCUGAGUGACUAAAUUAAUACUGAAUUUGGAGUUGAUCCUAAAAACGUUAUUGAAGAGUUAAUGUGGAUUGUUUCUAGCAAAUAUUACUUCAUCCACUAAAGCAACCAGAUUACUUUUCUACUUAAAAUAUUUGAGGGAGAGCUGUAGAGGAGGAAUGGGCUAAAAAAAAGUCAGUUUUUCUGUUUUAUUAAGAUUCAUGUUUUUUAACAUUACAGGAAUCUCAUAAAAUGUAAUUAAUUAGUACAGGACCUGGGUAGUAUAGCAUGUACCCAAAAGUAAAUUUAAACUCCAUUUGGUUAUUUUGAUGAUGACCCUUUAAACAUUUUAUAUUCUUUCCUGUCUUUCUAAAUGGUCUUCAUAAAGUGGGAAGUGGUUAUAGAGCACCAAGUAAGGAAUUACUUGAACUGGAUUUUUUUCCAUAAUUUUUUACAGGGCAAGGGGAAAAGUCAACCCCCUGUUAUUUCCCCCCUUGUUUGAAAUAACUUGCACAUAGUUCUGCUUAAUUCAUAAAUUAUAAAGAAUAUUUAAUUGAAAGUAUUAACCGCUCUCCUGGUAUUAGCCUAAAGAUACAUUGUAGCAAAGAAAGUCUAACUGGAUAGUCAUCAUUACUGGAACUCUGUAGUAUUGUUAUUUAAGUAACUUUACUAGCUAAAUAUGGUCACAAAUAGUUUUGUUAUUUGUUUGCCUUCUGCUGCUUCACUUGCAAGGUACAGGAAAUCAAGAUUUUGUUGACUUUGAGAAGACACAUGGCAUGUUCACUGUAUAUUAAAUAUACCUGUAUUUAAUGCUUUCUCUUAGUGUAUAUAUUGUACACAGCUCUCUGUUUCCCCCCCCAUACAGAUUUGAACAGAACAAACUAUUCAUACAAAUUAUAAGAAAUGAAAACUUGUAAGAAUAAUUCAUUAGUUGAAGUUUCUAGGCCACAUUAUAUUAUAUAUAUGUAUUUAACUUGAUUCAGUUGUCAUAGUCCCUUACUUAAUCUUAGAUUACUUAUUUUGAGAAUCCACUGUUAAAAAUUGUAGAGAAUUAAAGAAUUGCCUUUUUUUUUUUCUCAAUAGCAGGUGGAAGGUAGAUAGGAGAAUGUACUUCUGAAAACUUCAUUAGUUUAAUCCUAUACAGACUACCAAGAAAACCUGUAUUUGCCAUUGCUAAAUAAGACAUAUGCCAUUUUAUAUUUAUUUGUUCCAGUGUGUCUUUUUCUAAGAGGAGAAUAAACAAUAAGGAAUUACUGAUCUAUGUUUUACUAUUUCAUUUAUUUCAGUUGUUUUGGAAGCCUAAUUAAAGAAUGGUUUGUUAUACACUUCUCAUUUG